UGCUUGUCUUUUGUUUAGCAUGACGCAAGUAUUAGAUCCAAGAAUAUUUUUGGAUCCAAGAUUAAUAAUAUAUUAGCUGUACUGCCAUAAUCUGCAGAUAAAUUCCCUAGAAUUCCCUAUAUUAGUACUUUAGAUUGAUUUAGUUUUAGUUGUCUGAGAGAUUGUUUCAAUGAGGCACCCUCUGCACUCACUAUUGCCAGCACUCUGCUGGGCAUUUCUUUUUCUGGGUGUCUGUAAUUGUUUGAAAAAUGCAGAUCAAGUUAGAGAUAGGAUAACACAUUUGCCAGGGCAGCCAGCCAAUGUUGAAUUCAGUCACUACUCAGGUUAUGUGACAGUGAAUGAAACAGCUGGGAGGGCAUUGUUUUACUGGUUUAUUGAGUCACCGGCAAGUCGAAACCCUGAGAAAAGACCACUCAUUUUGUGGCUCAAUGGAGGACCUGGAUGCUCUUCUAUAGCUUAUGGGGCUGCUGAAGAGAUUGGGCCAUUUCACAUCAAGUCUGAUGGGAAAACUCUUUACCUUAAUCCUUAUUCUUGGAACAAGUUGGCAAAUUUGCUGUUUCUUGAAUCUCCAGCUGGUGUUGGUUUCUCUUACUCAAAUACAACCUCAGAUUUGAAUACUUCAGGUGAUCAAAGAACAGCUGAAGAUGCAUAUGCAUUUCUAGUCAAGUGGUUUGAUAGGUUUCCUCAAUACAAGUAUAGAGAUUUUUACAUUGCUGGAGAAAGUUAUGCAGGGCAUUAUGUCCCACAGCUAUCUCAAAUUGUAUACCAAAGAAACAAGGGAAUCAAGAACCCUGUUAUUAAUUUCAAGGGCUUCUUGGUGGGGAAUGCAGUUAUAGAUGAUUACCAUGACUACAUUGGCACAUUUGAGUAUUGGUGGACGCAUGGUUUAAUUUCAGAUUCUACAUACAAGUAUCUUCACAUAGCUUGUGAUUCUGAAUCAGCUACACAUCCUUCAAGUGAUUGCAUCAGAGCACUUAGUAUUGCAGAACGUGAGCAGGGAAAUAUUGAUCCGUAUAGCAUAUACACUCCCCCCUGUGCUAACACUUCAGCACUUCAGCACAACUUAAGGGGUCAUUAUCCAUGGAUGUCCAGAGCAUAUGAUCCAUGCACAGAGAGGUAUUCUCAGUUUUACUUUAACAUACCAGAAGUCCAGAAGGCAUUACAUGCUAAUGUAACUCGAAUUCCCUAUCCAUGGGCCACAUGCAGUGAUCUUGUUAGUAACUACUGGGGAGAUUCUCCUGUAUCAAUGCUUCCUAUUUAUCGAGAACUAAUAGCUGCUGGUCUCAGGAUAUGGGUAUUCAGUGGGGAUACUGAUUCUGUGGUUCCAGUAACAGCAACCCGGUAUUCCAUCGAUGCAUUGAAGCUUCCAACUGUUGCCAACUGGUACCCUUGGUACGAUAAUGGGAAGGUUGGUGGAUGGAGCCAAAUAUACAAAGGGUUGACCCUUGUGACUGUAACUGGAGCAGGCCAUGAAGUGCCCUUACAUCGCCCGCGACAAGCUUUUAUUCUUCUGAGAUCAUUUCUGGAGAACAAGCCUUUGCCAAAUGCAUAAGCCAUUCAUUAUCACAAGCAAGCAAAGGUCUGCAUUUUAUAUUUUGAUUGGAAAUUGUCAUAGGAAGAUUGCCAGAAGACCUGAUCUCAUAUCCGAUAAUAUAUGUUCCCAUUGAAAUUAGAUUCAUAUAUAAUAAUGUAUGUGCUGUCAUUGGAUUUGAAUUGAAAAUGUAAGUAAAAUUCUUUAUCCCUUCAUGUACAUGAAGCCUCUCAUCAUUCAGCCUUGUUGACCAUUGGAACAUUAAUGCAAAAUGCUUCUUUUCCAUAGA
Molecule: messenger RNA, 1820 nt
Organism: Ipomoea triloba (trilobed morning glory)
Lineage: Eukaryota; Viridiplantae; Streptophyta; Magnoliopsida; Solanales; Convolvulaceae
Product: serine carboxypeptidase-like 27
Exons: 9
Coding region: 170-1552 (460 amino acids)
Biological process (GO): proteolysis
Cellular component (GO): vacuole
Molecular function (GO): serine-type carboxypeptidase activity
Source: RefSeq, a predicted model, not a curated record